Desarmillaria tabescens is the source of this 1898-nucleotide messenger RNA. Its product is annotated as DEAD-domain-containing protein. The record is from RefSeq and is a predicted model, not a curated record. NCBI's taxonomy places the organism in Eukaryota, Fungi, Basidiomycota, Agaricomycetes, Agaricales, Physalacriaceae. The transcript is spliced from 8 exons. Bases 185 to 1840 code for a protein of 551 amino acids. Gene Ontology annotation, molecular function: nucleic acid binding; ATP binding; RNA helicase activity.
CCUCCUUCACGAAAAAGCUUAUUCCUCAAAUAAUGUCUAACGAUGCCUUGCUCAAGCCAACAAAAGACACGAUACCCGUAAACAAUGAUGCUAUACCCGUGGACGAAGUAGAAAAGAAGAAGAAAAAGAAAAAGCACUCCGAAGGCGACAGGCACCGUGGAAGAGAAGUUCAAGAAACGGAAGCAUGCUGAGGAUGGCGAUACUGACUAAGAAAACCAAGCAUGCCGACGUUGAAGAAUCACAACUAACGGAGGCCGUUGAUACCUCAAGUAAGGAUCGUACUGAAAAAACAGAAACUGCAGACUCUUCAUCAGCAGACAGAAAAGAAAAGAAGAAGAAACGAAAAAGAGAUGAGGCGUCCAACGAGAACGCAGAGGUUUCAGAACGUGCGUUAUCGAGCACAUACAUUCUAGUAUUCGACUUCUCAACUUUCCGUCUAGAUCCCGUAGAGAAAAAAACGAAGAAGUCUACCAAAGUCGAAAAUACGGCAAUGGAAUCUGACAUUACUACUUUCCUUACCACGAACAACAUUACUUGUACGCCAUCCAUCACACCAUACCUAACCUUUGCCCAGCUCCCCAUUCCCGACGACCUCCGUGCGCCGUUGACCCGUUUCCCUGCUCCCACUCCCAUCCAGGCCUGCGCUUGGCCCCCCGCCCUUGAAGGACGCGACGUCGUCGGUAUCGCCGAAACCGGCAGCGGCAAAACAUUCGCGUUCGGAAUCCCUGCUCUCGCUAAAUUGAUCCACAACCCGCCCAAUAAAGACGGCGUCACGACUCUCGUCAUGGCGCCCACUCGUGAGCUCGCUAUGCAAACCCACGAUGCGCUCGAAGAACUCGGCAAGCCGUUUGGCAUCGGCAGCGUUGCUGUGUAUGGUGGAGCGCCAAAGGAGGCUCAAAUCAAAAUGCUCCGGAAUGCGAUGCGAGGAAAGGGGAACAAGGUGACAACGAGAAUUGUUGUUGGCACGCCAGGCAGAAUAUUGGAUUUGAUUGGAGAAGGGGUGUGUGAAUUGGGUGGAGUUGAUUAUCUGGUCUUGGAUGAGGCCGACCGGAUGUUAGAUCAAGGGUUUGAGAAUGCCAUUAGGCAAAUUAUUUCUUAUACAAAGAAGAAUGAGGAGAGGCAAACGAUGAUGUUCAGCGCGACGUGGCCGGAAUCAAUCAGGCGCCUUGCUAGCACUUUCCAGCGUGACCCUGUACGGGUAACUGUUGGUAGCGAAGAUUUAACCGCCAACAGCCGAGUGGAACAGAGUGCAGAAGUUUUUGAUGAUGAACGAAGUAAAGAUACCCGAUUAUUGAAGCAUCUACGUACAAUUUUGCCCAACAAGAUGGCGGGUACCACGAAUCGUGUCCUUGUUUUCGCGUUAUACAAGCCUGAGGCUUCUCGCGUAGCUGCGCUAUUGAAGCGUGAAAAGUACCGCGUCAGCGAACUGCACGGGGACAUGAAGCAACCGGCUCGAACGGCAGCACUAGAAGAUUUCAAAACGGGCCGAACCAAUAUCAUGGUGGCAACAGACGUGGCUGCUCGUGGAUUAGAUAUUCCUGACGUCGGUGUGGUGAUAAAUUAUACAUUCCCUUUGAAGGUUGAAGAUUAUGUGCACCGGAUUGGACGAACUGGUCGCGGUGGACGUACUGGCAAGUCUAUAACAUUUUUUACAGGCGCAGCACACGAAAAGUCGCUAGCUGGUGAAUUUGCAAGGGUGUUGAGGGAAGGCGGGUACGACAACGAGGAGCUCCGGAAUAAGUUCCCGAUGACGAUUAAAAAGAAGGAGCACAGUGCGUACGGAGCAUUUUUCAGAGACGAUAUAGAGAUGCCAGUAGGGAGGAAGAAGAUUGUUUUUUAGAAAUGUUUUGUUUUUAGAUAUACAUAACAUUGAUGACAUCAAAGACCCGAAACCGAGC